Camarhynchus parvulus is the source of this 2486-nucleotide messenger RNA. RefSeq names its product Rho GTPase activating protein 25 (gene ARHGAP25). NCBI's taxonomy places the organism in Eukaryota, Metazoa, Chordata, Aves, Passeriformes, Thraupidae. Gene Ontology annotation, biological process: signal transduction; negative regulation of small GTPase mediated signal transduction; phagocytosis, engulfment. Gene Ontology annotation, cellular component: phagocytic cup. The record is from RefSeq and is a predicted model, not a curated record. Gene Ontology annotation, molecular function: GTPase activator activity.
UGACAGCACUUCCUCAAAUGCCCCGAGUAGCGCCCGGGGAGCGGCCCCGGGCUGGGCUGGCGGCCCCCGGGCUGGGCAGGGGACAGGGGGGCACCAGAGCGGGCACCAGCGGAGAGCACGGCUGGGCAAGCCAGGGCUGGGCAGGAAAGCAGGGCAGGAAAGGACUUUUAUGGGGUUUUUGCUGCUCUCAGAGGCAGGAAGCUCGCUGGCAAACCAAGCCUCGCCGAGCCGCUGCUCUUGGUGGGGGGACCCCCACGGGACCGUCAGGGCUUGGUUCCAGCCCCUCUCCUAAACGAGCUCACCUUGAGGAAAGAGAAAAAAAAGAACUUUGCUGAUCCAGCAUGUCCCUCAAGCUGCCACGGAACUGGGAUUUCAACCUGAAGAUGGACGCUGCAAAAAUAGCGCGCUCCCGCAGUGUGAUGACCGCGGAUCCCGCAGCGCUGCCGCGGCCGGACAAGCUGGGCUGGCUGCGCAAGCAGCGCUCCAUCGUUAGGAACUGGCAGCUGCGCUUCUUCGUGCUGCGCGGGCAGCAGCUGCUCUACUACAAGGACGAGGACGAGGCCAAGCCGCAGGGCUGCCUGGCUCUCCAGGGGAGCUCCAUCAACGUGCUGGCCACCAACCCCGAGGAAGGAGGGAAAUUCAUCUUUGAGAUCAUCCCAGGAGUGGCCGGCGAGCAGCCGCGGGCGGGGCAGGAGCCCUGCGUGCUCAUGGCCAGCUCGCAGGCGGAGCUGGAGGAGUGGGUGAAAUCCCUGCGGAGGGCGCUGGGCUCGGCCUCGGGAGGGGUGUUCGGGCAGUGCCUGGCACAGACCAUGGCCCAGGAGCAGAGGUUUGGGCAGCACCUGGUGCCCUUGGUGGUGCAGAAGAGCGCCGAGUUCAUCCUGGAGCACGGCGUGGCCGAGGAGGGAAUCUUCCGCCUGCCCGGCCAGGACAGCCUGGUCCGGCAGCUCCGCGAUGCCUUCGACGCCGGGGAGAGACCCUCCUUCAGCAGGGACACCGAUGUCCACACCGUGGCCUCCCUGCUCAAGCUGUACCUGCGGGAGCUGCCGGAGCCCGUGGUGCCCUGGCUGCAGUACGAGGAUUUCCUGCUCUGUGGGCAGGCUCUGGAGGCUGACGAGACAAAGGGCCACCAGGAGCUCCUGAAGCAGCUGUCCCUCCUCCCCAGAGACAACUACAACCUCCUGAGCUACAUCUGCAGGUUUCUCUAUGAAAUCCAACUGAGCUCCAGCGUCAACAAGAUGAGUGUGGACAACCUGGCCACAGUGAUGGGGGUGAACCUGAUCAGGCCCAGGGUGGAGGACCCUGCAGUCAUCAUGAGAGGCACGCCCCAGGUGCAGAAGGUGAUGACAGUGAUGAUCAGUGACCACCAGAAGCUCUUCCCCCCCUCCAAGGACGUGCCUCCCUCCCCGCCUGCCCCCAAAAACGAGAAGAAAGCUCCUGUCCCUCGCAGCUCCGUGGGCUGGGGGGCUGCAGAGGACCCCCGGGGCUCCACCCCGAGGCAGAUGAGGGAUCACCCCAAUUUCAGCAGCAGCCCUGGCCCAGCUGCCACCUCGAGCGUCCCUGGGGAGGACCCAGAGCCCACAGCCACGCUGGGAACAUGGAAAACUCAGCCAAGGAAAAGAACCCAGACUUUACCCAGCAGGAAAUCCUUCCUGGCAGCCCCGGGGGACAAGGGCAGGAGUGAUGUCCUCACCAGUGACUUCUGGAAGAGCACCACGCCCCUGGCCAGCGAGGGACACAAGAGAACAUUGUCCCACGAUCUCUUUAAGCUGCUGGACCUGCACAGGGCUGCAAGCUGUGACAGCAACGUGGCAGAGAGCGGGGAGGGCAGCGGCUCCAGCCCCAGCCCUGCCAGCAGCGCCUCUGAGAAGGAAUUCCUGCCCUGCUUCAGCCCCUGCCACGAGCCAAAGGAGCCUGGCAGCCCCAGCAGCAGCCCUGCUGAGGAGCCCAGAGCUGAGCAGGACAGCAGGGAGUUCCUGCAGGGCCUCAUCCACAAGCUGGAGAAGGAUUUGGAGGAGCAGAGGAGUGACUACGAGGGGCAGGUGGAAAGCCUCCAGAAGGAAAACUACGAGGUGUGGGCCAGGGUGGUGAGGCUGAACCAGGAGCUGGAGCAGGAGAAGAAGAGGAGUGGGGAGCUGGAGCUGAGGCUGAAGAACGCAGAGCGCUCGCGGGAGGAGCUGGAGAAGAAAACCAGGAUGCUCGAGGAGGAGACAAAAAACUUAACUAAAGCCACGAGUCAAACUGGUGCCAAAACCAACUAGGAGAAGACACCCAGCUUUUCACAGACACCAAAUGCAGCUGCAGGAAUGCUCAGGAAUUGCAGGUUCAGAGCCAGGGACUUGUAUUGUGCAGGGUCCUGCUCCUGCCCACAGGCCAGGGGGGAGGAAGGAGAGCAGAGCUCAGAGGCUGGUUCAUGCUCUGAACCAAGAAAUGUCAGAAAUAUCCUUUAGCUUCUUUUGGGUGUGUUUAUUUCAACUUUUCUGUCAGCU